CUCCUCAACCAUGACGUGGCUUCUUAAAAAAUCAACACGUGUGUAUUUUUUUUUUUUUCCCUCUUUCCUCUUUCCUCUUCCUCCAACCUUUUGGCUGGUUUUAACUGCAGCUCCCAAAGACACCGCCACCCCUAUUCCAAAUCCACCCUCAUCACCAACCUCGCCCUCUCCAAAAACCUCUCACUUUAUCUUUUUUUAUUGUUCAUCAUCUCAUAUAUGUGGGUUGUUGAAUCUGAUAUUCAUCUAUCAUGAGCAAUAUUCCAAGAUCUCUAACCGACUCCGCCCUCCCCCUCUUCAAUCUUGCAAUCUCUGCUUCUGAUCCUUGGCCUUUUCCUUUCGUCUUCUUAUAACCCAUCAAGAAAAUUCAAAAACCACUGAACCUAUAAGGCAGCCCACCAAACGGCACCAGCAAAUUUUUUUGGUUUCACCUCUAUUUAGCAUAGUUGGGUACGUUUCACCCCCAGCCAUGGCCAUCAGCUUCCCCAAGAACAAGGACUGGGACUACUUCAAGGGCAUUCCUAUGUCAGCGGUGACAAGCCGACAAGGUUUUCAAGGGGGCAGGGCGCUUGAAUGCAGGUUCACAGAGCGUCUUGAACCUGUGAAGGUUUUCAAGGGCCUCAUUUGUCCCAAUUAUAAAGUGCAUCCCAUACUUACUGAUGGUUCUGCUAACAAUAAGCAGGUUAACCUUAAUGAGCUAAGGUGGAACACUCUGUUUUUAUUCUUUUCAAACCUGAACAUUUCUACCCGUCAUAUUUCAAGUCUGAAUUCAGUUCAUGAUGAGGUAAAGAACAGAAGGGGCAUGCAUAAGAUUGUAUGGAUCCCUGUUGGGGAGCAUUGGAAUGAAAAAGUACAAAAGGAUUUUGAGAGGUUGAGGGCUAAGAUGCCGUGGUACACAGCCCAGUGUUUUUCACCCAUAUUAGACCUCAAGGAGAAGUGGCGUUACAAGGGUAAGCCUAUCUUGGUUGUGAUGAACCCUCAAGGCGAUGUGAAAAACACCAAUGCUUUCCCCUGGAUUUGGAAGCAUGGAAUGAAGGCCUUUCCUUUCUACGAUGCACAAUAA
This is a messenger RNA of Prunus avium (sweet cherry), 1060 nucleotides long. Lineage: Eukaryota; Viridiplantae; Streptophyta; Magnoliopsida; Rosales; Rosaceae. The record is from RefSeq and is a predicted model, not a curated record.